Messenger RNA from Pistacia vera, 2192 nucleotides. Its product is annotated as metal transporter Nramp2-like. The record is from RefSeq and is a predicted model, not a curated record. The transcript has 4 exons. Gene Ontology annotation, molecular function: cadmium ion transmembrane transporter activity; manganese ion transmembrane transporter activity. Gene Ontology annotation, biological process: metal ion transport. Lineage: Eukaryota; Viridiplantae; Streptophyta; Magnoliopsida; Sapindales; Anacardiaceae. Bases 149 to 1726 code for a protein of 525 amino acids. Gene Ontology annotation, cellular component: membrane.
CAAAAAUAAAAAAUUAUAAAUCCAGGAGCUAAACUUUCGAGUUUCGACUCUCAUCCAAGCUCACCCGUCUAGAAAGGGGUCUGUCCACCACCCUGCCAGCGACUACAAAACCAAUUCGAAUAUUCCGUCAACCACGACAGAAUAUUUCAUGAACUCCGCCGAACCCCAGGACGACACCGAGUUGUCGCCUAAACCAAGUGACGAGGAGGCCAAUCGCCUCUUACCAUCCUCAGCCUCCACGGACGACGAGGAAGCGGCAUUCGAUUCACGAGAAAAAAUCCUGAUCGAUGAUGUGGACUCCUUAGACGUUGGCCAAGUGCCCCCUUUCUCGUGGAAAAAACUUUGGCUGUUCACGGGGCCUGGUUUUUUAAUGAGCAUAGCGUUUCUGGAUCCAGGGAAUUUAGAAGGAGAUCUCCAAUCGGGGGCAAUAGCAGGGUACUCGCUUCUUUGGCUGUUAAUGUGGGCUACGAUCAUGGGUUUGUUGAUUCAAUUACUGUCGGCUCGACUUGGGGUGGCAACAGGCCGGCACUUGGCGGAGCUGUGUAGAGAUGAGUACCCAAAUUGGGCCCGAUACGUGUUGUGGUUCAUGGCUGAAGUGGCGUUAAUUGGAGCGGAUAUUCAGGAGGUUAUUGGGAGUGCUAUUGCAAUUCAGAUUUUGAGUAAUGGGGUGUUGCCGCUUUGGGCGGGUGUUUUAAUUACGGCCUCCGAUUGUUUCGUUUUUUUAUUUCUAGAGCACUAUGGAGUUAGAAAAUUAGAAGCUGUUUUUGCGGUUCUAAUUGCGACCAUGGCUCUAUCAUUUGCCUGGAUGUUUGGGGACACACAACCUAAUGGAAAGGAACUUUUAUUGGGUAUUUUGGUUCCUAGACUGAGCUCAAAAACCAUUAGGCAAGCUGUGGGUGUUGUGGGAUGUGUCAUUAUGCCUCAUAAUGUAUUUUUGCAUUCUGCUUUAGUACAAUCAAGGAAUGUUGAUCCCAACAAGAAAGGCCGUGUUCAAGAAGCACUAAACUAUUACUCAAUUGAGUCAUCCAUUGCUCUUUUAGUUUCCUUUAUGAUCAACUUAUUUGUAACCACUGUUUUUGCCAAAGCAUUUUAUGGUACUACACAAGCUGAUAGUAUAGGAUUAGUUAAUGCGGGGCAAUAUCUUCAGGAGAAGUAUGGAGGAGGACAUCUACCAAUUCUUUACAUCUGGGGUAUUGGGUUAUUGGCGGCUGGACAAAGUAGUACAAUAACUGGAACUUAUGCUGGUCAGUUUAUCAUGGGAGGGUUUCUCAACCUUCGUUUAAAGAAAUGGCUUAGGGCACUAAUUACAAGGAGCUGUGCAAUUGUGCCGACUAUAAUUGUAGCUCUCAUAUUUAACACUUCUGAGUCUUCAUUGGAUAUUCUAAAUGAAUGGUUAAAUGUGCUUCAGUCAAUACAAAUUCCUUUUGCACUUAUCCCGCUUCUUACCUUGGUGGCGAAGGAGCAGAUCAUGGGAGUCUUCAAGAUUGGGCCUUUUUUGGAGAGAAUUGCGUGGACUGUGGCUGCUCUUGUGAUAGUCAUUAAUGGUUAUUUGUUGCUAGAUUUCUUCUUUUCUGAAGUCAAGGGACUGUUGUUUGGAUUUCUGGUCUGUGCUGCCACUGCUGCUUAUGUAGCAUUCAUUAUUUAUCUAGUCACUCGUAGCAGUGAUCUUUCUUCAACUUGGCUUAGUUUAGAAAUGUCAAAGAGAUUCACAUAUCCCGGAAAUUGAGUCUACCAGAGGAAUGAUGAAAUUGCAGAAACAUGCUGCUGUUGAUUGAAGCCCGCCAUAUAUGGCAUGAAGAUUGUGUGCCAACUGUUUCAAAAGCUAAGUAAUUCAUUUAGCUUGAUUAUCGCUAACCUACAGUAUACCUAAAAUGAGUAUACAGAUUCAAAGAAUCCAAAGCAGUCAGGUGUAACUGUACCAUUUUGCACAGUGCCGCACCGGAGCUACACGAAGUCAUGUUCGUCCAUUACUUGUGUGAGGAUAUUCUUUUGUCCUUUUUGGCGGAUGAACAAAGCUUCCUUACAACCUUCAAAAUAAAUUACUUCCAUAGUUGAUAAAUUUAGUGUGCUAAAGUCAAUUUUGAAUUUUUGUGUUGAGUUAUUCUUUGAUGUAAUAGCUUUGUACGUAACACAGAUAAACUGGCGUUUCCAGUUACCAGGUACUAUUCAAUACAAGAAAAGAAUUUUGACAA